Molecule: messenger RNA, 852 nt
Organism: Pyrus x bretschneideri (Chinese white pear)
Lineage: Eukaryota; Viridiplantae; Streptophyta; Magnoliopsida; Rosales; Rosaceae
Product: acyl-coenzyme A thioesterase 13
Exons: 2
Coding region: 238-720 (160 amino acids)
Molecular function (GO): fatty acyl-CoA hydrolase activity
Source: RefSeq, a predicted model, not a curated record
UAAGCUGGGGAUGUGCCGUGCAAUUUUCCAUUGUGACUAUUACUAUUUAUCAGCCAAAUUCCCAAACCCUCCUCUCCCACAUGUCACCUGUAUCUUCUCACUCACAUUUCCGUCUGCGACGACAGACUCAGAGAACGGACGCAGCUGACAGCCCUCCUCAAGAUUAAAAUUGCGAAAGAAAAACACUCAUAGGCCUCAAAUCAGCAACAGAAGUUCGAGCUGAAGGCAAUCGCUGAAAUGAAGAAAGAAGGAACCGAGGAAACGAGUAUGGAGAUGGUGAAGUUGUUUUUGGAGAAAAAAGGUGAAAUGGCAGUCGCCAUGGAUACUCUGCCGGACAAGUUCUUCGAGCCCUUCAUCAUGAAAGGCGUCAAAGUCGACCUCCUUGAACCCGGACGCAUUGUUUGCUCCUUCAAGGUACCCCCGCGUCUGCUGAACGGGGGCAAUUUCAUGCACGGUGGAGCCACAGCAACCCUUGUGGAUUUGGUGGGAUCAGCUGCACUCCUCUCCUCUGGGGCUCUCAACUUUGGAGUUUCGGUGGAGAUCAAUGUAUCCUACUUGGAUUCGGCUUAUCCUGGCGAGGAAGUUGAGAUCGAGUCCAGGACGUUACGUGUUGGAAAAAGUGUUGGUGUUGUGAGUGUUGAGCUCAGGAAGAAGAAGACUGGGAAGAUUAUUGCGCAGGGCCGUCAUACCAAGUACCUUGCUGUUCCUAGCAAACUGUGAACAGCUUGGAAUUUGAACGAGACAUUAUUCAGUCAGAAUUAUGUAAAAGAUUUCUCGACGUCGAAUAAUUUUUUCUGUAGUGAAUUGUAAUGCAAGCAAUGAUCAAUUGAAUCUCUCUCAGAUUGAUACAAA